Molecule: messenger RNA, 14570 nt
Organism: Nematostella vectensis (starlet sea anemone)
Lineage: Eukaryota; Metazoa; Cnidaria; Anthozoa; Actiniaria; Edwardsiidae
Product: cytoplasmic dynein 1 heavy chain 1
Exons: 92
Coding region: 91-14112 (4673 amino acids)
Biological process (GO): microtubule-based movement
Cellular component (GO): dynein complex
Molecular function (GO): ATP binding; dynein intermediate chain binding; ATP hydrolysis activity
Source: RefSeq, a predicted model, not a curated record
AAAUGCAAAUGAGAUCAGCCCGGAUUCAUAAGAGAGAAGGGAGGGAAAAGUCUUCUUCUCUAUAGAAGUGAAAUUUGGUCUUUGUAAACCAUGCAGGCCGGUUCAGACGGCGAUGACGCCUCAGAAGAGGUCGCCAUUGUCGAGACUACCAUAUUUGUGAGUUAUUUAAGACGAGUUGUGCCGUUGUUGCUCGAAGGGGAGCCAGAAGUCCCUCUCGAACUUGACUCUGCUCUGAAGGACGCGGUUCAUCUCGACCAUGUAAAAAAGUUCCUCGCAGAUGCCCAAAUUCGUAGUCUUUUGGUCCAAAGAACACCCCUAAAAGAUGAGGAAGAAGGCGAAGAGGCAGCUUCUACUGAAAGUGGUUCAGAUAAUGAGAAAGAACGUGCGAUUUACACGCUCGACUUGGAUGUCCACUACACAGCACCGAAGCUCGCCAGUGUGGCGUUCAUCAAGCGAGGAGCUGUGGUCGAAGCUGACAAAAAGAUUGCUUCCCAAAUCAGAGUCAUCAACCUAAAUGAAGGAUCGCCCUACGAGACGCUACAUGCUUAUAUCAGCAAUGCUGUGGCUCCCUAUUUCAAGUCCUUUGUCAGGAAAUCUGGAAAAGCUGACCGUGAUGGUGAUAAAAUGGUGCCCUCUGUUGAGAAGAAGAUUGCAGAGCUGGAGAUGGGUUUGCUUCAUCUCCAGCAAAACAUUGAUAUCCCUGAGAUAACCCUGCCAAUUCAUCAGUAUAUCACAAUGAUGGUGAAAAAGUGUUCAAAUGAUGAAGGACGCCGUCCGAAGGUACAAGAUUUUGGUGACAAAGUUGAAGAUUCUACAUUCUUGAACCAGCUGCAGAAUGGUGUUAACCGUUGGAUCAGAGAGAUACAGAAGGUCACAAAACUGGACAGGGACCCAGCGUCUGGAACCGCUCUACAAGAGAUCAGUUUCUGGCUGAACCUUGAACGAGCUUUGCUGCGUAUUCAAGACAUCCGCGAGAGUCCAGACAUUGCCCUCACACUAGACAUUCUAAAGCAUGGCAAGAGAUUCCAUGCAACUGUCAGUUUUGAUUCUGAUACAGGUCUGAAGCAAGCUUUGGCUACAGUGAAUGACUACAACCCUCUGAUGAAGGACUUUCCCCUGGAUGACCUUCUUGCAGCCACUGAACUAGACAAGAUCCGACAGGCUCUUGUUGCCAUCUUCUCCCACCUGAAAAAGAUUAGAAGCACAAAGUACCCCAUCCAGAGAGCAUUACGCCUGGUGGAAGCUAUCUCACGUGACCUGAGUUCACAGCUCUUAAAGGUUUUGGGCACAAGGAGACUAAUGCACAUCACCCAUGAGGAGUUUGAGAAGAUCAUGGUUGCAUGCUUUGAAGUGUUCUCUACAUGGGAUGAUGAGUAUGAGAAGCUGCAGGGUUUGCUGCGAGACAUUGUGAAGAAGAAGCGUGAAGAGAGCCUGAAGAUGGUAUGGCGAGUCAACCCAGCACACAAGCGGCUGCAGGCGAGGCUGGAACAGAUGAGGAAGUUCCGUCGCCAACAUGAGCAGCUGCGGGCAGUGAUUGUGCGUGUGCUGCAGCCCCCUACUGUAAGUCAGGCUGCCCCGCCCAGCCCUGGAGGUGCCAUACCUGCCAUGCCCGAGGAGGAGGAAGCUAAGGCCACAUUGUUGCUUGACCCUGCUGAUGCUAAUGCUAUACAAGAGGUCAAUCUGGCAUAUGAGAAUGUCAAAGAAGUAGAUGGACUUGAUGUGUCCAAGGAGGGAUCGGAUGCUUGGGAAGCAGCCAUCAAAAGGUAUGAUGAGCGGAUAGACCGAGUAGAAACCAGGAUCACCGCUAGACUGCGUGACCAGCUUGGAACAGCUAAGAAUGCCAAUGAAAUGUUCCGCAUCUUCUCGCGCUUCAAUGCCUUGUUUGUGCGGCCACACAUAAGAGGAGCCAUUAGAGAAUAUCAAACCCAGCUCAUACAGAGAGUGAAGGAUGACAUUGAAGCCCUUCAUGACAAGUUUAAGGUCCAGUACCCAUACAGCAAAGCCUGUAAAAUGAGCAGAGUCAGGGACCUUCCACCAGUCUCUGGCUCCAUCAUCUGGGCUCGUCAAAUUGACAGGCAGCUCUCAGCCUACAUGCAUCGUGUAGAGGAUGUGCUAGGAAAGGGAUGGGAGAAUCAUGUGGAAGGACAGAGACUGAAGGCUGAUGGGGAUAACUUCAGACAAAAACUCAACACACAGGAACUGUUUGAUGACUGGUCUAGAAAGGUUCAACAGCGCAGCCUCGUGGUCACAGGCCGCAUCUUUGCCAUUGAAAGUCAGCGAGCAAGAGGUGGUGGUAGAGGGAAUCAACUCAAGCUCAAAGUGAACUUCCUGCCAGAGAUCAUUACUCUUUCAAAAGAGGUGAGGAAUCUGAAAUGGCUUGGCUUCAGAGUCCCACUUGCAAUUGUGAACAAGGCCCACCAAGCCAACCAGCUCUACCCCUUUGCUAUCUCGCUGAUUGAGAGUGUUCGUACCUAUGAAAGAACCUGUGAAAAGGUGGAAGAGAAGGAAUCUAUUGCCCCUCUUGUUGCUGGGUUGAGGAAGGAAGUUCAAGCACUCAUCUCAGAGGGCAUUGGAUUGGUGUGGGAGUCAUACAAACUGGACCCAUACGUUCAGAAACUCGCUGAAGCUGUGUUCAACUUCCAAGAGAAGGUUGAUGACUUGUUGAGCAGCGUUGAGAAGAUCGACAUUGAGGUCCGAUCUCUAGAUACUUGCUCCUUCAACAACCAGACAUUCAGGGAUGUCCUUGGCAAGAUCCAGAAGGCAGUAGAUGAACUCAACCUUCACUCCUACUCCAACCUUCCCUCUUGGGUCAACACCCUCGACCAACAGGUGGAGAUGCACCUUUCACGUCGCUUGCAGGCUGGUAUCAAGAGCUGGACUGAUUGCCUCAAGGGGAACAAGAGUAGCAGACAUGUAGAUGACACAGACAUGGCAUCCAUGGCCGCCCACAAGCCUGGAGGAGACCCAGAGAUCAUUGUCUCCAUCCAUGAGGUUUGCAUCCAGAACCAAGUGCUGUUUAUGCGGCCACCUGUAGAGCAUGCUCGAGAACAUCUCAUUAAUGAACUGCAUGCUUGGGUUGGCAUCAUCACCACUCUGCCACGCAUACAGAGCUCAAGAUACCAGGUUGGCCUGGAGCGUGACGAGUCCGAGUCUGACAUCUCGUAUCGUAACCUGUUGGCAAUGCUUCCAGAAGGUCCCGAGGUGUUGCAGGAUGCGUAUGGUUCCAUCGAGGAUAUCGUGGAGGCAGUAGAGAAAUACUCCAAGGUUUGGUUGCAAUACCAGGCCCUCUGGGACAUGGACAUUGGCUUGGUGUACAACAGGCUUGGAGAAGGGCUGGAUAAAUGGAUGAAGCUGCUCAAGGAUAUCAAGAAAUCCCGUGUGACGUUUGACACUUCUGAAAGCAAGAAGGUGUUCGGGCCAAUUGUGAUAGACUACGCCCAGGUCCAGUCUAAGGUGAAUAUGAAAUAUGACACUUGGCAUAAAGACAUCCUGAGCAAGUUCGCCUCCAGGCUUGGAGACAACAUGUCUGACUUCUACGGCAGCAUCUCCAAGGCUCGUUCAGACAUGGAACAGCAGAGUAUCGAGGGGGCAUCCACAUCUGAUGCUGUCGGCUUUAUCACAGUCGUGCAGUCCCUUAAACGCAAGCUCAAGAACUGGGACGUCAACGUUGAGAUGUACAAAGAGGGCCAGCGUAUUCUGGAGAGGCAGCGCUUCGCCUUCCCCCCUUCUUGGCUGUACGUGGACAAUGUUGAGGGCGAGUGGGGAGCGUUCAACGACAUCCUGAAGAGGAAGGAUUCGAGUAUCCAGACACAGGUCGCCACGCUGCAGAUGAAGAUCAUCACCGAAGAUCAGUCUGUGGAGACACGUACCUCAGAUCUUCUGACGGACUGGGAGAAAGGCAAGCCAGUUGCUGGCAGCAUGCGGCCCGACCAGGCAUUGAACAACCUCGCCAUCUACGAGGGCAAAUUCACUCGUCUCAAGGAAGACAGAGACAACGUGGCCAAGGCAAAGGAGGCCCUCGAGUUGAUGGAACCAGGUACGUUGGCGCCCAGUGAGGAGAGGGUUCUGGUCGCUUUUGAAGAGCUGCAGGAUCUAAAGGGCGUUUGGUCUGAGCUGGCUAAGGUCUGGGAAAAGGUUGAUGAGCUGAAGGAGCGACCUUGGCUCUCUGUUCAACCUAGAAAGUUGCGCCAGUCUCUUGAUGAGUUGUUGAGCGACAUGAAGAACCUUCCUGCCCGCCUGCGCCAGUACGCCUCAUUUGAAUUCGUCCAGAAGACCAUCAAGACCUAUCUCAAGAUGAACAUGCUGAUUGUUGAGCUAAAAUCGGAGGCACUGAAGGAACGUCACUGGAAGACGCUGAUGCGGCGCUUACACGUGAACUGGGUGCUGACGGACCUCACCCUCGGCCAGGUCUGGGAUGUUGACCUGCAGAAGAACGAGGCUGUGGUGAAGGAUACAAUCCUUGUCGCGCAGGGAGAGAUGGCCUUAGAGGAGUUCCUCAAGCAGGUUCGUGAUGUGUGGCACUCGUUCGAGUUGGACCUGGUUAACUACCAGAACAGAUGCCGUAUCAUCCGUGGAUGGGAUGACUUGUUCACCAAGGUUAAGGAGCACAUCAACAGCAUCUCGGCUAUGAAACUUUCACCCUACUACAAGGUGUUUGAGGAGGAUGCUCUUCAGUGGGAAGAAAAGCUGAACAGGAUCCACGAUACCUUUGACGUCUGGAUUGACGUGCAGCGGCGCUGGGUGUACCUGGAUGGUAUCUUCAGUGGUAGUGCCGACAUCAAGACCCUCCUUCCAGUGGAGACACAACGGUUCAGCAGCAUCAGCACUGAGUUCUUGUCACUGAUGAAGAAGGUGGCCAAGUCCCCCAUGAUGAUGGACGUGUUGAACAUCCAGGGCGUACAGCGGCAGCUGGAGCGAUUGGCUGACCUGCUCGGCAAGAUCCAGAAGGCCCUUGGAGAGUACCUCGAGCGUGAGAGAGCCUCCUUUCCCAGGUUCUACUUCGUUGGCGACGAGGAUCUGCUGGAGAUCAUUGGCAACAGCAAGAGCAUCCCCAAGCUACAGAAACACUUCAAGAAGAUGUUCGCUGGAGUCGCCACCAUCACACUCAAUGAGGACGAGACGCUCAUCACAGGGCUCAGCUCCAAGGAAGGCGAGGAGGUUGAAUUCCAGAAACCAGUUUCCUUGAAGGAGCACCCGAAGGUGAAUGAGUGGUUGACGUGCGUGGAGAAUGAAAUGCGCACUACUCUGGCCACGCUGCUCGCCGCCUCUGUCAAGGAAACUCACCAAUUUAACACAGAGCAAGUCGACAACAGCGUCUACAUGAAGUGGGUUGAUACCUACCAGGCACAGCUAGUCGUUUUGGCAGCCCAAAUUUCCUGGUCCGAGAGCUGCGAGAAUGCUCUUCAGCAAAUCGCCAAUAACCCCAAGGACAUGUCGCCCCUAGAGAAGGUUCUUAAGGUGGUGGAGGCCACGCUUAACGUGCUUGCGGACUCGGUGUUGCAGGAACAGCCUCCAGUUCGCAGACGCAAACUGGAACAUCUGAUCAUCGAGCAUGUCCAUCAGCGUGACGUGACACGGAGCUUGUUGAACUGUGGCGUGACAGGGAACAAGGCAUUUGAGUGGCUGAGCCAGAUGCGCUUCUACUUCGACCCCAAGCAGAAGGAAGUGCUUCAGCAGUUGUCCAUCCACAUGGCGAAUGCCAAGUUCAACUACGGGUUUGAGUACCUUGGUGUACAGGACAAGCUUGUCACCACACCCCUCACCGAUCGCUGCUAUCUGACCAUGACACAGGCCCUGGAGGGAAGGCUUGGAGGGUCACCCUUUGGACCCGCUGGUACUGGUAAGACGGAGUCUGUCAAGGCUCUCGGCCAGCAGCUUGGUCGCUUUGUCCUCGUCUUCAACUGCGAUGAGACUUUUGACUUCCAGGCGAUGGGCCGUAUCUUCGUCGGCCUUUGUCAAGUCGGUGCAUGGGGGUGCUUUGACGAGUUCAACCGGCUGGAGGAGCGCAUGUUGUCGGCUGUAUCCCAGCAGAUUCAGACCAUCCAGCUGGCGCUGAAAGAAUCUGCUGAUGACACAACAUCUUCUAUCACCAUCGAGCUGGUUGGCAAGCAGGUGCGCGUCAGUCGCAACAUGGCCAUUUUCAUCACCAUGAAUCCGGGAUAUGCGGGACGAUCCAACCUACCGGACAACCUGAAGAAGCUCUUCCGCAGCUUAGCCAUGACCAAACCGGACAGGCAGCUGAUUGCUGAGGUCAUGUUGUACUCGCAGGGAUUUAGGACUGCUGAGAAGUUGGCCAGCAAGAUUGUGCCUUUCUUUAAGUUGUGCGACGAGCAGCUGUCCAACCAGUCUCACUAUGACUUCGGCUUGCGUGCGCUCAAGAGCGUACUGAUCAGCGCGGGUAAUGUAAAGCGAGACAAGAUCCAGAAGAUCAAGGAGAAGCUGAUCGCAAAGGGAGAAAAAGCGGACGAGGCUGCCAUCUCUGAGGGACUAAACGAACAGGAGAUUCUGAUCCAGAGCGUAUACGAGACAAUGGUACCCAAGCUUGUGGCAGAGGACAUUCCGCUUCUCCAGAGCCUGCUGUCGGACGUGUUCCCUGGCAUCAAGUAUGUAAGCGCAGAGAUGGACCAACUCAAAGCUGAGAUCAAGAAGGUCUGUGCUGAGAUGCACCUGACCUACGGCGAGGGCGAGGAGCAGGGCGGAUCUUGGGUAGAGAAGGUGCUCCAGCUGUACCAGAUCUGCCAGAUUCACCACGGGCUAAUGAUGGUUGGACCCAGUGGUAGCGGGAAGUCGUCUGCCUGGCGUGUGCUGUUGAAAGCACUGGAGCGAGUUGAAGGCGUCGAAGGCAUCUGCCAUGUCCUCAAUCCCAAGGCUAUCUCCAAGGAGUUCCUGUACGGUACCUUGGACCCCAACACUCGGGAGUGGACCGACGGUCUGUUCACACACGUCCUUAGAAAGAUCAUUGAGAAUGUACGUGGGGAGCUAGGUAAACGGCAAUGGAUCGUGUUUGAUGGUGAUGUUGAUCCCGAGUGGGUGGAGAACCUGAACAGCGUGUUGGACGACAACAAGCUACUUACCCUGCCAAAUGGAGAACGUCUGGCUAUACCUCCAAACGUGCGCAUCAUGUUUGAGGUCCAGGAUCUCCGCUUUGCCACUCUCGCUACCGUCAGUCGCUGCGGCAUGGUCUGGUUUAGCGAGGACGUCCUCUCUACAGAGAUGAUCUUUGACAGCAACCUGACGCGCAUGCGCAAAGUACCGCUGGAAGAGGCGGAAGAGGAGAGCAGGCGCAUACAAAGCGCUCCGCAGGGCGAGGAUGUGCUAUCACCAUCCAUGCAGCUUCAGCGCGACGUGGUCGAGAUCCUCCAAGAAUACUUCUCGUCUAAUGGCCUGGUUAUGAAGUGCCUCGAGUUCGCCUUCAAGCAAGAGCACGUGAUGGAUUUCACACGCAUGCGUGCUCUAGAGUCUCUAUUCUCUAUGGUGCACCAGGGCGUCAGGAACGUGCUACAAUAUAAUCAGCAGCACCCAGACUUCCCUAUGGACCGAGAUGGAUUAGAACGCUACAUUCCCCGUUUCCUGGUGUUUUCUCUGCUCUGGUCAUUCGCCGGUGACGGCAAGCUGAGGGUGCGAGAAGAUCUUGGUAACUUUAUCAAGGGGAUCACCACCAUUCCUCUACCCAGCAGCUCCUCAACGCCGGUCAUCGACUUUGAGGUAAAUCUCCAGGGCGAGUGGAUACUUUGGCAGUCCAAGGUCCCUCAGAUCGAGGUCGAGACUCACAAGGUCGCAUCCCCGGAUGUAGUGGUGCCUACCCUUGACACGGUGCGCCACGAGACCUUGCUGUACACGUGGUUAGCCGAACACAAACCCCUCGUACUCUGCGGUCCCCCGGGCAGCGGCAAGACCAUGACGCUGUUCAGCGCACUCAGGGCUCUCCCGGACAUGGAGGUUGUCGGGCUGAACUUCUCGAGCGCCACCACGCCUGAGCUGCUGUUGAAGACGUUUGACCACUACUGCGAGUACAGACGGACGCCUAACGGCAUCGUGUUGGCGCCGGCACAGCUUGGAAAAUGGAUGGUGCUGUUCUGUGACGAGAUUAACCUGCCCGAUGUCGACCACUAUGGCACACAGCGUGUGAUCUCGUUCCUGAGGCAGAUCGUUGAGCAUGGUGGUUUCUACAGGAGCUCGGAUCAGGCCUGGGUCACCCUGGAAAGGAUCCAGUUUGUAGGAGCCUGCAAUCCUCCCACUGACCCUGGCCGUAAACCACUCUCACACAGGUUCCUCCGUCAUGUGCCGGUGAUCUAUGUUGACUACCCUGGUGCUACCUCCCUCUCGCAGAUCUACGGCACUUUCAACCGUGCCAUGCUUCGAAUGAUGCCAAGCCUGCGUACCUAUGCACAACCUCUGACCGAUGCCAUGGUGGAAUUCUACACUAUGUCACAGGAGAGGUUUACUCAGGACAUGCAGCCCCACUACAUCUACAGCCCGCGUGAGAUGAGCCGUUGGGUGCGUGGUAUCUGUGAGGCCAUGAGGCCCCUUGAGAGUAUGAGCAUCGAGCAGCUCGUCCGGAUUUGGGCCCAUGAGGCUUUGCGCCUUUUCCAAGACAGGCUUGUGGAGGAAGAUGAGCGCAGAUGGACAGACGAGAACGUGGACUUUGUUGCUCUGAAGCACUUCCCUAACGUGGACAAACAGCAGGCACUGGGUCGGCCCAUCUUGUACAGCAACUGGCUGUCCAAGGAUUACGUAGCCGUGGACAGAGAGGAGCUAAGAGACUUUGUCAAAGCGAGGCUCAAGGUGUUCUACGAGGAGGAGUUGGACGUACCAUUGGUUCUCUUCAACGAGGUGCUUGAUCACGUGCUCAGGAUUGACAGGAUUUUCAGGCAGCCACAGGGUCACUUGUUGCUGAUCGGUGUGAGUGGAGCCGGCAAAACCACUUUGUCUAGAUUUGUUGCCUGGAUGAAUGGGCUUAGCGUCUUCCAAGUGAAGAUCCACCGUAAGUACACAGCGGCAGACUUUGACGAGGAUCUGCGGAACGUACUGAGGAGGACAGGUUGCAAGAAUGAGAAGAUCACGUUCAUCUUGGACGAGUCCAACAUCAUGGAGUCCAGCUUCCUCGAGAGGAUGAAUACACUUUUGGCGAACGGAGAGGUCCCUGGUCUGUUUGAGGGUGACGAGUACACAACGCUGAUGACCCAAUGUAAGGAGGGCUCACAACGCGAGGGACUCAUGCUAGAUUCUAGCGAGGAGCUGUACAAGUGGUUCACCCAACAGGUGAUGACCAACCUGCACGUGGUAUUCACCAUGAAUCCGUCCUCCGAGGGCCUGAAGGACCGAGCGGCCACUUCUCCUGCACUCUUCAACAGAUGCGUACUUGAUUGGUUCGGCGACUGGUCUACUGGCGCACUGUACCAAGUCGGUAAAGAGUUCUCAAGCAAACUCGACCUCGACAAGUCUAACUACUCGGCACCGCCAUACCUGCCAGUUGUCUACGAAGAGCUUCCACAGCCUCCUACCCACAGGGAGGCAGUCGUCAAUGCGUACGUAUUUGUACAUCAGACGUUGCACCAGGCCAACGCCCGUCUGGCCAAGAGGGGAGGUCGUGUCAUGGCCAUCACACCAAGGCACUAUCUGGACUUCAUCAACCACUAUGUAAAACUUUUCUCCGAGAAGCGAUCAGAUCUGGAAGAGCAGCAACUUCAUCUGAAUGUGGGUCUUCAGAAGAUCCGUGAGACUGUGGACCAGGUGGAGGAACUGCAGAAAAGCUUGUCCCUAAAGAGCCAGGAACUGGAGGCGAAGAAUGCUCUUGCUAACCAGAAGCUCAAGCAAAUGGUGAAAGACCAGCAAGAAGCUGAGAAGAAAAAGGUGACGUCCAUGGAGAUCCAGACGACCAUUGAGAAACAAACCAAACAAAUUAAAGAGAAGCAGCAAGCUGUCAUGAAAGACCUCGCCCAGGUAGAGCCUGCAGUCGACGAGGCCAGACAAGCUGUGAAGGGUAUCAAAAAGCAGCACUUGGUCGAGCUAAGAACCAUGGGUAACCCCCCAGCCACCGUUAAGCUGGCUCUGGAGUCCAUCUGUCUUCUUCUUGGCGAGCAAGCGGCUGACUGGAAGCAGAUCCGCGCCAUUAUCAUCAAAGAUAACUUCAUCCCUACCAUUGUCAACUUCUCCACUGAGGAUAUCUCGGACAGCGUGACCCGUACCAUGCAGUCCAAGUACCUCAGUAACCCUGACUAUACAUUUGAGAAGGCGAACCGGGCGAGUCAGGCUUGUGGACCACUUGUCAAGUGGGCUAUUGCACAGCUCCAAUAUGCUGACAUGCUGAACCGUGUUGAGCCGCUAAGGAACGAGUUGAAGAGCCUGGAGAUGGAGGCUCAAGCAAGCAAGAUCAAGGCGGAGGAGAUCUCGCGUGUCAUCUCCGAGCUGGAGAGGAGCAUCUCCCAGUACAAGGAGGAGUAUGCAGCCCUCAUCAGUCAGGCGCAGGCGAUCAAGACUGAUCUUUCCGCCGUUGAGGACAAGGUUAGCCGCAGUACUGCUCUGUUGCGAAGUCUUUCUGUUGAGCGGCAGCGAUGGGAGGCCGGAAGUAACGCGUUCCAGACACAGAUGGGGACCAUCGUGGGUGAUGUUCUACUUUCCUCAGCUUUCCUGGCCUAUGGCGGCUACUUCGAUCAACAGUACCGUCAGAACCUGUUCAGCACAUGGGCCCAGCACUUGCAGCAAGCCAACAUCCAGUUUAGGCCGGACAUUGCACGUGUGGAGUACCUGUCCACUGCAGAUGACCGGCUCAAGUGGCAAGCCAACUCGCUUCCUGCAGACGAUCUGUGCACCGAGAAUGCCAUCAUGCUCCAGCGCUUUAACCGCUACCCGCUGAUCAUUGACCCGUCUGGUCAGGCCACAGAGUUCAUUAUGAACGAGUACAGGGGACGCAAGAUCAACAAGACAAGCUUCCUUGACGAUGCGUUCCGUAAGAACCUGGAGAGUGCUCUGCGGUUCGGUAACCCGCUGCUAGUGCAAGACGUGGAGAGUUACGACCCGAUCCUGAACCCGGUGUUGAACCGCGAGUUACGGCGCACUGGUGGACGAGUUCUCAUCUCUCUUGGAGACCAGGACAUCGACUUGUCACCGUCUUUCACCAUCUUCCUCUCGACAAGGGAUCCCACGAUCGAGUUCCCGCCAGACCUGUGCUCACGUGUGACCUUCGUGAACUUCACCGUGACGCGCAGUAGCCUGCAGAGCCAGUGCCUGAACCAAGUGCUAAAGGCUGAACGUCCAGACGUGGAUGAAAAAAGAUCGGAUCUCCUAAAACUACAGGGGGAGUUCCACUUGCGUCUGCGUUACCUUGAGAAGUCUCUCCUGCAGGCUCUCAACGAAGCGAAAGGAAAAAUUCUCGAUGAUGAUAGGAUUAUUGCAACUCUGGAGAAACUGAAGAAAGAAGCAGCCGAGAUCACCCGCAAGGUUGAGGAGACGGAUGUGAUCAUGGCUGAGGUGGAGACCGUGUCGGAGCAGUACCGCGCCCUGUCCCACUACUGCAGUAGCCUGUACUUCACCAUGGAAGCGCUGAACAUGGUCCACUUCCUGUACCAGUACAGUCUACAGUUCUUCCUGGACAUCUUCCAGUGUGUGCUGUAUGAAAAUCCGCAUCUGCAAAAUAUCCGGGACCCGGCACCUAGGCUCAAAGUCCUUACCAGCGACCUGUUCCAGAUCGUGUAUAAUCGUGUCGCUAGAGGAAUGAAGCACAAUGAUCGUAUGACAUUCGCGAUUCUGCUAUGCCGUAUCUACCUACGAAACUUGCCUGGGGAGGACGAGCUGGAAGAGGAGUUUAACGUGUUCUUGCGCGGCAGUGAGAUGGUACUUACAGGGAAGAUCCCACAGAUUGACGGACUUUCUCCUGAACAGGCAUCUGGUAUAACUCGGCUGUCCAAGAUGGCCGCCUUCAAGGAGAUCCACAUCUACAUCAACUCCAACAAACAGGCAUUCCUGGACUGGCAAGAUGCGGUCAAACCAGAAGACGAAGUUCCCACAUGUUGGAGUGAGACCAAAAAACUAACUCCUAUUGGCAUCGCCGUGUAUCAGCUGCUUGUGAUCCAGGCUCUACGGCCCGACCGCAUCAUUGCUAUGCUGCACAAGGUGGUAGCUGUGAUCCUGGGAGGGGACUUCAUGCACGCUGCUGAGCAGGGUCUCGACCUUCACAGCGUGGUGGAGAAAGAGGUGAAGGCCUCCACGCCAGUGUUGAUGUGUUCCGUCACGGGUUACGAUGCUAGCGGCUGGGUGGAGGACCUUGCUGCUCAGGAGAAUACGCCACUAACAUCCAUCGCCAUUGGUUCUGCUGAGGGAUUCAGCGACGCAGAAAAAGCCAUUAACUCGGCCGUCAAGUCCGGCAGGUGGGUGAUGCUCAAGAAUGUACAUCUCGCGCCUCAAUGGCUUGUUACCCUGGAGAAGAAACUGCACACACUCAGCCCUCACGCCAGCUUCCGGCUCUUCCUCACCAUGGAAAUCAACCCCAAGGUGCCCGUGAACUUGCUCCGUGCGUCACGCGUGUUUAUGUUCGAGCCACCGCCAGGAGUAAAGGCGAACUUGCUUCGCACCUUUAGUGCUGUACCCGCCGCUCGUAUGUGCCAGGCCCCCAGUGAGCGGGCACGUCUCUACUUCCUGCUGGCCUGGCUACAUGCCAUUGUACAGGAGCGCCUGCGAUACGCUCCGCUGGGCUGGUCCAAGCACUACGAGUUCACUGAGUCAGACCUGAAAGUCGGAUGUGACACACUAGACACUUGGCUCGACUCGGUUGCUCAGGGCCGGACCAAUCUGCCGCCAAACAAGGUUCCCUGGGACGCGCUUCGUGCACUUCUCUCCUCCGCUAUCUAUGGAGGUCGCAUUGAUAAUGACUUUGACCAGCGCCUUUUGUCAACAUUUGUGAACCGUCUAUUCACGGUGAGCAGCUUCGAGUCGGACUUUGCUCUCGUGACAGACGUGGAUGGCAAGAAAGGCAAGAACAUCAGCAUGCCUGAAGGAAUCAGACGUGAGCAGUUCGUCCAGUGGGUAGAACAUCUUCCUGAUGCACAAACGCCGUCUUGGUUGGGUCUUCCCAAUAACGCCGAGAAACUGCUAUUAACGCAAAGAGGUCAAGAUCUGAUUGCCAAACUCCUCAAGAUGCAAUUGCUUGGAGAUGAUGACGAGCUGGCCUACUCACCCGACGCCACCAGACCAUCAGACCUGUUCGUCGUACCUACCUCACUCACCAAAGGCAUGCUGGACGAGCAGAAGAGGCGUGAGAGUGACCCCAGACCCGCCUGGAUGCGAACCCUGCACACGACCGCGGCCAACUGGCUUACAAUGAUACCCAAGAGCUUAACUGGUCUGAAGCGCACGCUGGAUAACAUCAAGGACCCGCUGUUCAGGUACUUCGAGCGCGAGGUGAAUACCGGGAUUCAGCUGCUGAACACUGUGCACCAGGACCUCAGCGACACUGUGCUUGUCUGCGAGGCACAGAAAAAGCCCACCAACUACCUCCGGGGACUCAUGAGUGAUUUGGCAAAAGGAAUCCUUCCAUCCAAUUGGCGCCGCUACACCGUGCCUAAAGGCCUGACUGUGCUGCAGUGGGUGGUGGACUUUAGCGACCGCAUCAAACAGCUCCAGGCCAUCUCACAGGCAGCCAACGCAUCUGGCUCAAGUGGGCUUAAGAAUCUCAGCAUCUGGUUAGGCGGGAUGUUUGUCCCCGAGGCCUACAUCACCGCUACCCGUCAAUUCGUUGCGCAGGCAAACAACUGGUCCUUGGAGGAGCUUGCUCUUGAGGUGACGGUCGCCAAUAGUGCAAGUGACAAAUUAAAGAUGGAUGAUUGCAGCUUCGGUGUUACUGGUCUGAAACUCCAGGGAGCCUCGUGUUACAACAAUCAACUUGAACUCACCACAACAAUCUCCACGGACCUACCGCUGACCAGUCUCAAGUGGAUACGAUUGUUAUCAUCAUCCGAUAAGCCCCAGUCUACUAUGGUGACGCUGCCUGUGUAUCUGAACCAAAGCCGCACUGAGCUUCUUUUCACCGUCGACAUGGCCGUCACUGGCGAAUCGGCACGCGGGCACAGGUUCUACGAGAGAGGUGUAGCCUUCCUCGCCUCCUCGCUCAGUGGCUAAUGCACGCUCAAUGAGACAUGUAAUAGACAGAACAAAUAUACAGUAUAGACGAUUCCCUGUAUAGGCUAUAAAUUAGAUCGUAGAGUAAUUGGAUUUAAAUGUACCAAUAUAGUUUCAUCUCCGACCUCGCCUUCCCUGUAACGAGAUACUCGGUAUCUCCCGUAAUCAGUGAUGAUCCCUCUUUGCUCAAAGGCCUCGCUUUUCUACAGACGCGUACCCAGAUUUUGCUGAGUAGGUGGCACAGUCGUAUGUAUCAUAUCGAAAAAGUACUUCAGUACUAAUAUACCCCUUUUUUGGCAGCCUGGGGGGGUUGCGCGCACCCUCUUUUUACGCGCCUGGUAAGUUUUUCACACUAGUUAGGCAUCUAUGCGUUCUAUGAAUAUCCUGUCAUGGCAUGCUCUCAACUCUUCUCAGCUUGUCAAAAGGUGUAAAGUGGUAAAUAAAUACAGUGGAAUCUA